AUGGUGGCCACCACGCCGUCUCCACUACACUUGGCUUCUCUGUACAGCUUGAGACCGGAGGAGGUGUACACAAGGCCCAGCAACCUACCUCGUAUCAACCAAAAAACGACCGCGGCUGGAUUGGUGGAAAUUAGCACGGAUUUGCCGGCGGCUACGGUAGCCGGCAGUAGCUACGGGACAAGCCUAUCGACGGGUGGAGUCAGUACGAGCACCGUAGCGGCAAGCACCGUAACAUCCAGCCCGUUUACCGUAUACUCGGCCACGCCCACCCCGCUUACGACUACGACGGACUACACACUACAAACGCUAACCCCAGCCGUUACGCAAAGUGGAGAGGCCAUCGGCAGAUUGACAGCCCUCCAACUUGAUGAGACAAGGAGGAAAAUUAUGAAAUUCAUGAAGAAU
Molecule: messenger RNA, 405 nt
Organism: Mesorhabditis spiculigera
Lineage: Eukaryota; Metazoa; Nematoda; Chromadorea; Rhabditida; Rhabditidae
Source: the annotation of a GenBank genome assembly